AUGCUAUGUCGCAUGCCUCCUCUUUUCUUUCUGCCAAUGGGGAUCAAAGACAAUGGCUUGGCAGGUUGUGGAAACCCAAGAAGUGGCACGCUUAUACCCAAUUCACACAAAGUGGGUUUGCCUAUCACUAUUGUUCCUUCCAGCGCAUGCUUGGGUCUGGAAUGGGGCUUUUCAAGAUCUGUACAUAAGAUUACUAACCGGUCGAGCGUUAGCGAAAUGACUUCGCUUUCGGCUGCUCCUCUUCGAUUCUAUUUUAGCCUUGCGUUACCUACAUGUGUUAUCCACGCCGCUCUUACGACUGCGGCAAGCUUCUGA
Trichoderma gamsii is the source of this 315-nucleotide messenger RNA. RefSeq lists its product as hypothetical. The transcript is spliced from 2 exons. The record is from RefSeq and is a predicted model, not a curated record. The coding region runs from base 1 to 315 and encodes 104 amino acids. NCBI's taxonomy places the organism in Eukaryota, Fungi, Ascomycota, Sordariomycetes, Hypocreales, Hypocreaceae.